GAGAAAAAGCAGAAAUUCAAGUAGAAAAGAAUAGACUGUCUAUCCUAGUCAUAAUUUUGUCAGCUAAAACUUAGUACAUGCUUCUUCAUUGCUUUCGGGAGGAGGUGAUAUUUAAAAGCAGGCUGCACUGCAGUCAAAUGGGAGUACAAACAACUCCAAAAGCUUUGCCUAUGUUCUCUGAAGAUCAGCAUAACAAGGGAGACCAGCUGCACUGAUUUUCAUUAGGGCCUGAUGAAUAGGACAACAGCUUGCUGUUUCGGAUGGAAAGCAAGAACCUCUUCCUAAGCCUAUUGCUCUGCUACAGUUUGCUGAGAGCUGCCGCUUCCCACAUGGUGAUUGAGGAGAAGACGGAAUGCAGCCUCUCGAAGAGCAACAAAAUGCACCUCUCGGAUCUCCCACCCAUCUCCAUAGUCGACUUAACUAAAAGAUCCCAGAAAGUCAGCAGGAAAGAGGCAGAGAACAAGAAAUCCUCCAAGAAAAAUGCUGAGCUGAAGAUAUCUCCAAAACCAAGGCCCACACCAGCUGCUAACUGUGUGCCAAACUUCAAAACCUGCAAACCGCACUCGAAUUCAUGUUGUAACUACUGUGCUUUGUGCAAAUGCCGUAUUUUUCAGACCAUCUGCCAAUGUCUAAUGUUAAACCCAAAGUGCUAAGCCAAACUGGGAACGCAAUAAGGCUUCUGUCUUUCUUAGUUUCUCAAGCAUAUAUUGCAAACUGCCCCAUGUGUAUAGCAAUGAAAGUAGAGAGCUUUGAAGCUGGAGGCUUGGAUUUGCCCCUCUUAAAACCAAACAAACAAUGGCAAAUUUUUUUCAUGGGGUUAAUGCUACCAUAGAUAGGAAGUUUUUUCAGGGAGCAGACAAGCAAGGAGAUGGACAUUGAAGAGGAAUUUUCAGCAAAACUGACCUGCAUUUUAAGAAGAAUUCUUGGUUCCUGUUGGUUUGGGGGUUUCUUGUUUGAUUGGGAUUUUGGGUGUUUGUUUUUGUGGGUUUUUUAAGGAUUGCAUUAACCACAGACUGCAGCAUUGCCUAACCAGCACUAAAAAACCUGUGCCAAUGGCACGCAAACAGCCUCACUAGAGCAGUGAAGUGAAGGACACGAGCCUGGGUUUGCCACAGGGACCACACAGCACCAGCUCCCAGCACCAGCUCCCAGCACCGCCAAAACAUCACACUGAAAACGCAGGCUUCAGGUUAACUGGCUUCCCACAGGAACACGGAUUCAGGACUUUGAGGAAGAAAGGAAAGAUCAGCAAAAAAUGAAUGUGUAUCCCACAUGUACUCUUGAAGAAGGCCAUUACAAUCAGUCUGUCUUUCCCCGCCCAUUCUUACUACGGGCAACUCCCAGCACCUACCCCAAGCAUGAAUCCAGCUGGCAGCCUCCAUGUGCUGCAUGCAACCCAUGCCCAGAGGGAGCAAAAAACUUACCGAACGCCAUACCAAUCCUCCAAGGCUCAUAAACAGCUCUAGAGGUACAGGUGAAGCAAACAGGUGUCUAGAAGACAUCUUUCUCUUGUUCUUGAAGCUCUUUGCCUUACCCUUGAGAUACCCGAGAUGGCACAGGAAGGAACCUGUGGUUACACUGCCAGCAGCGGGGUGCGUGCUCACGGGGGAGCCGGGGGGAGCAGACCCAGAAGCUGUCCCCAACAUCGAAGACUCUUCAUCUGCCAAACUCCAGCUUUUACUUCUUACCUCCUCUGCUCUGUAUCCACAAUGUUCCUUGCCCCCAUCUUCUACACUUUUUUCUUCUGUGGGCCUUUCUUGGUUUUAGUAUUUUCCCUUCAUCCCACUGCUAUUGCCAGUGUCCACAGGAGCCGCGUGCACCCCCAGGGCUAAAACUGCAUCCUCCAUGUUCACUCCACCUGCCAACCAGAUGGCUGCACCCAUGUCCACACCAAAGAUCUUCAGCUUUCACAAUCAGAUAUUUUCUAACCAUUAAUUUUCUAAUCCCAAUCCUGAAUUUUCUAAUGCUCUCUGCAUGUCUAAUUGAGAAGAAAAUUCUUUACUGAUUUAUUUCUAAACAUGGCUGAAGGCUAUAAAAAUCUUCUAGGCAGGCAGGCAAAGAUGACACAGAUGACACUCCAAAAAGGCUCAAGCCAGAUGAAGGUUUUUUUCUUCUAAUAAUAAUCAGCCCAAACCUCAGAGCUCAAAACAUAGCUCAAACUUUGACAGAAAUGUUUGUUCAUCUUAGAGAUGUAUACAGAUGACAGAUUAAUCUACAAAAGGGCCCAAAUAAGGACAGGAUGUCAUUGUGUUACUCAUCUUUUAUAAAAUACAUCAGUUGUCAGAUAUGAUGCAAGCUUGCAUUCUUUUAAACGUAUAUGUCUUUUAAUCAGAUAUCCUGGCUCAGGAACCUGUGAGCCAUUCCAUUAUGAUAAAAAGAGGAUGAGAAGGGAAAAUGAUACAUUACAAUGGGCUUAGGAAACAGAAUUGGGCCGCUUCUUUUACUAGGUGAAGACUUAGGUUCCCAUCAAGUUGUUUCCAAACUCUUGUAACUAUGAGAAGUUGUUGUUGGUUCAUACUAAAAUCAUAUCAAUAAUCACACAACAACAACUCAUAUGGAAAAAAUACCAUUUUCUUACCAACUGAUGAGAAAUUUAUAUUUUACCAGGGUGGAGGGGAGCAGAAGGAGAAGAAAGGGAAGGAAGGAGAGCCAGAAAUCAAAGAGACAGCUGUUCUCUAGACAGCAGCUCCCACUCCAGCUUUGCAGAAUCCCAGAAUUGUUGAGGCUGGCAGGAACUCUGAAAGUCAUCUGGUCCAACCCCUGCUCAAGCAGGGCCACCCAGGGCUGCUUGCCCAGGGCCACGUCCAGACAGCUUUGGAAUACCUCCGAGGAGGAGCCCCCCAGCCUCCCCAGGCAGCCUGUGACAGUGCUCAGUCACCCUCACUAUUAAAAAAAAGUUUCCCAAUGUUUGACUCUCUCCAGCGUGUCCACGUCUCUUCUGCUGGGGAGCCCCAAACUGGACACAGCACUCCAGGUGCAGCCUCACCAGCGGUGAGCAGCGGGGAAGGAUCAUCUCCCUGACCCGCUGGCAAGAGUCUUCCUGUCGCAGCCAGACACCGCCUGCGGUCGCGUUCAGCUGGUGUCGCCAGGAGCCCCAGGUCCCUCCCCGCCAAGCUGCCUCCCGGCCAGGGGACGGGGGUCACUCCUGCCCAGGUGCAGGGCUGCGUCCUCUCCUCCUCGAGCUGCCGGAGGGUCCUGCCGGACUUUCUCCAGACCCUCACAGCCCCGGCCGGCGGCACGUCCCUCUGGCGCGUCGGCCGCUCCUCGCGGUUGUGUGUCACCUGCAGGUGCUGAGGGCAUGCUCCCCCUCGUCACCCAGGGCAUUAAUGAAGACGUGGCCACAGCUCGGGGCUGCCGGCUGGGAGGGGAAGGGCCGAGCCCACAGCGAGGAGCUGGGGGCGGGGGGCGGGGAAGGCAGAGCCACCGAGCACCGAGCACCGGGUGCUGCAUGGCCGCAAUGAGGGAAAGGGAAAGAUCCUUUCACACGACAAUGAGGGUAUUUGCUUUUCAACACAUAUGCACAUACUUUUUGGUAUAGCAUUUAUAUGUAGUGCAUUUUGAGUAAUUUGGUUUAUUAAUAAGCCUUCUACGUAACUGGAAUUUAUUAGAAAGGAGUUAUGCUUUCUUUGCCAUUUAUCUAUCACACCAAAGAAUAUAUAUAAUCACAUACUCUGAAAUGGUUAUUAGCCUUAACAACUUUACUUUUCUGGGUAAUGAUCAUGUUGCUUGAGGUUUUUUUAAGAUACAGAAAUCAGUAAAACAUGUACACCUAA
Molecule: messenger RNA, 3773 nt
Organism: Falco peregrinus (peregrine falcon)
Lineage: Eukaryota; Metazoa; Chordata; Aves; Falconiformes; Falconidae
Gene: ASIP
Product: agouti signaling protein
Exons: 4
Coding region: 261-653 (130 amino acids)
Biological process (GO): hormone-mediated signaling pathway; positive regulation of melanin biosynthetic process; melanosome organization
Cellular component (GO): extracellular region
Molecular function (GO): melanocortin receptor binding; neuropeptide hormone activity
Source: RefSeq, a predicted model, not a curated record